CUGUGGAUGGAUCCAUUAUUCGGAUACCUCAAAAAUGAUUCAAUGUUUUACAAAGGAUGGUACCAACAUAAAGGAUCGUUAAGCUUUGAUGAAUCAGUAAGACGAAGAAGAUGGAAAGGGUGGUGGAAUGACGAGAUUGUAAAACUCGUUCGUGAAUCAAUGGAUCAUCCAACUUCAUUAACAGUAUUGCUUACUGGACGUGGCUAUUCAGAGUUUCGUCAUAUCAUCACGGAUAUGGUAGAACGAACGGGUUUAAAAUUCGACGUGUUAGGAUUCAAACCGGAUCGUCUAUCAUUGCCUGGACAACGAGAUACUCUUGAUAAGGAUCAAAAUACUUUAAAUUGGAAUUCGUAUUAUGGGCCAUCAAUUAUCCAAAAAAUUGGCAUUAUGAAAUAUGAAGAACUCAUCCGUAAUGAAACAAUAAUGGAAAGUAGUAAUGUUAGGGUUGUUACGAAGGAUUUUAAACUCGCAUUUAUGAAGGAAUUACUUCGGCAUCACCCUUCCGUUAGUUCAAUUUAUUUAUGGGAUGAUCGUGUACAUCACGUAAAGUCUUUUCAAUUAUUUUUUGAUGAUUUGAAAUUGCGUGGAAUAGUUCAGGAAGCAAUUGCAAAUACCGUAUUCCUUCCUCUUCGUUAUUUUGAUCCUUAUCAAGAGUAUCUCGUUGUCCAGGCAAUGAUAGACGAUCACAACAAAGCAGUUGAAAGAUUUUCAACACAAGCCGAUCAAUCAUCUCGAAA
This is a messenger RNA of Racocetra persica, 737 nucleotides long. NCBI's taxonomy places the organism in Eukaryota, Fungi, Glomeromycota, Glomeromycetes, Diversisporales, Gigasporaceae. The record is from the annotation of a GenBank genome assembly.